AUGGAUAUAAAGAAAAAGAGACUAUCUACUGUACCAAAUCCUAUUACAAAUGGUACAAAGCAACAACAGACACAGCCACAACAACAACAACAACAACCUAGACAAUCUGUUGCGAUGCUCAAUGAUGAUGAGGCCGAGAAGAAGGUGUUGAAGAGAAAGAGUAUAUCAUCAAGCUCAAUGGCUGCAUUGGCCAGUCAACAACAACAGCAGAGACAAGCAGUUGCAAAGCAGCCCUUGAAUGUUGUUGUUGAUGAUGAUGAUGACAACGAUGAAACAUCAAAGCCUGUGACAAAGUCAAAGUCAACAACAUCGACAACAACAACAACAAACACUGGUGCUGGUACUACUUCAAAGAAUCUACAACCAAACAUGCAAUUGUCUGCAGUACCAUCUAUGAAGAGGAAGUCAGUGAUGCCUACACACAAACAACCAGCAGCAGUGUCCAAACGAAUGCUAUCCAACGAUCAAAUAACAGAGAUCUACGCCAAUUGUAUCAAGUUGUCCAACGAGAACAAAAUCAAUACAAAGAAUACAUGGCAACUGAGUUUGAUUGAUCACAUUAGCGAUGUAUUGGAGAACAAUGUUGAGGAAGAUGAUAUGACAAACUUCCAAAAGGCUUCGUGUACAUUGGACGCCAGUGUCAAGAUUUACUCGACUCGUGUCGACUCGGUCCACACAGAGACAUUCAGGAUGCUGGGCGGUCUGUCACACGCCGAGAAGGAGAGCAGCGACGCGGAGAAUGACGCCAGCGACCAGGAUGCAGACCGUCCCAACGCUGACAAUGCAGAGGAUGCCAAUGGCGAGAAGAAGCUCAAGAAGAAGAAGAAGGGAAUCAACACGCUCGAGGCCAACAUUGACAAUAUCAACAGCAAGAAGUUUGACCUGCAGUUCUUCUUUGAUCCCCUGUUUGGCAAGACAUCGGCCGCAUUUGAUGAGGGCGGUGCCAAGGGAUUGCUGCUCAACAAGCUGUCCAUUUAUGGCGAUUGCAAGUUGGUAUUCGAUUCCAAUGACGCCAUCAACAGUACAAGCAGUGGACCACGUCCAGCAACAACACACUACGACGCAAUGGAGAUGGACAAUGAUGGUAUUAUCAUCAGCCAGGACUCAAGGAAGAGCACCACAUCCACGCCCGAUCGAACAGCGUCGUCAUCCUCUCAAUCAGCAGCAGGCAUCUCAAUCAAUCUAGCGAGUUGGAAGCGAUUGUUUGCCCCACUGCCCACUGGUCAGGCGGGCGGAAAGGGUGACACAGUGAUCUGUCCGACGUUCUCCCUGUUUAGUGAUUGGGGCACCAAGAGCACGGUGACCAAGGCCAUGGACGAGGAGGACGUAUACGACAAUGCCGGCCAGAUCGACUUGGACGUCGAGGACAACAUCGCAUUCGACAAUGACCACCUGAGCGACAGAGAGGACAACGACGACGCUGUGCCAGACAACUACUUUGGUGGCGGUGGCGGAGACCACUUUGAGUAUGACAUGGGUGGUGGCGGCGGUGGCGACUUUGAUGACGACCAGGGCGGCGGCGGCGAUGACAUUAGGACACCAAACAUCGUCAACUCGGACAACUGGGAGGAGUUUGGAUUCUUUGAUCAUCAGAACUGGCUGGGACCAGAGCACUGGAAGUUCAAAGCCAACUCAUCAGCAUCAAGAUCAUCACUCAAGUCCACAGCAGCAAAUGAUCAGGACAGUGACGAUGACAUUGGACACAAGAAGAAGAAGACAUCAUCCAAGAAGAAGACACAGACCACUAUAGACUUUGAUGCACCGCCACCUCCAGACUCAAUGUUUGAGCCACCACGCGGUCGUCAAUCCACCGUACUCACAGCAAACGCCCUAAAGAAAGCAUCAGAGAUAUCGACCAUCCUUCCACCUGACAUUCAUUACGAUCAAUCACAACUCAGUCGACUAUUCAACAAGCCACAAUGGAUCAUACCACCUUUGAGCAAGAGAGAUCAGUUCUUCAAGAGACUAUACUCAAGAGAACAGACUGGCCAAGGUGGGGUGAAUGAUAGACAGAUAGACAACAGCAGUGAAUAUGACUUCCCAAGCUCUCAGUGCUUGAAUGAUGACUUUGGAGGAGGCGGCGGUGGCGAUCACGACGACUCUUUUGACGAUGCAGUCGGUGGUGACAUGGGCGGAGGCGACUAUGACAUGGGAGGAGGUGGCUUCGAACCCGACUUUGACAAUGGUGGCGAUGGUGGUGCCAUGUCCGACGCUGCGGCCAUUGGUAUCAAUGGUGGCAAGCUUGUGGACAUACCAAACAAGGUUGCCAAGUUGGACAUUGCCUAUGAGAAGGUUGCAAAGAGGAUUGAUGUCAAGGAGCUCAAGACCUCUGUGUGGCGACUGAUAGACACAACCGAGACGACGCAAGAUACACGAACAACAACAACGACAAGCAAUCAGUUCGCAGAGGUUAUUGAUGGAUUGAACAUUGGAGCACAGACCAGCAAUGUCUCUGUGGCGCUGGCCUUCAUCUGUGUGCUACAUCUAGCGAAUGAGAAAGGACUAUCCCUUGUACAACCUAGCAAGACAGAAGAACAACUUGGUAACUUUGCCAUUCACAAGUGA
Messenger RNA from Acytostelium subglobosum LB1, 2565 nucleotides. RefSeq lists its product as hypothetical. Gene Ontology annotation, cellular component: condensin complex. Lineage: Eukaryota; Evosea; Eumycetozoa; Acytosteliales; Acytosteliaceae. Gene Ontology annotation, molecular function: chromatin binding. The coding region runs from base 1 to 2565 and encodes 854 amino acids. Gene Ontology annotation, biological process: mitotic chromosome condensation. The record is from RefSeq and is a predicted model, not a curated record. The transcript has 3 exons.